AUGAUUUCGGAUAAAGAUUACGCCAGUUUUGAAAAGGAGGGAGCUCAACGACGACGAUGGAUCGAGAAUCCCAAUGAACCAGGCUGUUAUAUCUCCCGAGCCACGAUGCCCCUUUCAGAUCUAAUGGACACCUACGAGAUGAACGCCCCGGCAUGCCAUCGAGCCAAGGGGCCGAAAGCUCUUUUUGAUCCUAGCGAGGGUCCCGAAGGGCAGCUAUAUCAAGCCUUCAACUGGGCUCAUAAAGACAUGCGAUUUGCAGGAUAUGCAGAACACAAUUAUCUGGCCAUCGCGGUAAUGCGCAAGCCUGCCGACUCCUAUUACGAGUUGCCGCCAAUUUCCGAGGUCGCGAAGGCACUCUACGAGAAAUACUUUGCCCUUGAUGAACUUCAGUAUAUCGUCGUCAAAAUGGUCGUUAACUACGAGACAAAGGGCUGUCUUGAAAAGUUUAUACUUCCUAAUCAUCCGGCGGUGCCACAUUUAGGUAGCCUCACCUUGAACGAGCUCGAGUCUGAUGCCAUUCUCGGUAGUCGUAUCGGCAAAGUGGUUGCAUAUUUCGUUCUGGGCGCAUUUGAGCGAGGAACUCGGCGUAUUGAGCGCAUUGUCUUUUGGCGAGAUUCGGAGGGGCACCACCUGAGGUUUGAUAUUGGAAAAAUUAAAUAG
Penicillium manginii is the source of this 660-nucleotide messenger RNA. RefSeq lists its product as uncharacterized. The transcript has a single exon. Lineage: Eukaryota; Fungi; Ascomycota; Eurotiomycetes; Eurotiales; Aspergillaceae. The record is from RefSeq and is a predicted model, not a curated record. Bases 1 to 660 code for a protein of 219 amino acids.